AUGGCUCUCCAACUUCAAGCAUUGUUAUUAAUUGGGCUUGCCAUUGCAAGCCUCGUCUCAGCAGCUUCUGCUAUUUCUGGAACUGCUACCUUUUAUACUGUAUAUGUUCCGUCUGCAUGCAAUGGAUUCCAAAACGACGGAGUUAUGAUCGCCGCCGCGAGCGACUCGCUCUGGGACAACGGAGCUGCAUGUGGAAGAAAGUACAGAGUGAGGUGCGCCAGCGGUACCAACCAAGGCGUGGCUAACCCUUGCCGGGGUGGAGCCGUCACCGUCAAGAUUGUCGAUCGCUGCCCUCCUCCGGCAUGCAGAGGAACCAUCGAUCUCUCCCGUGAAGCUUUCUCUGCCAUCGCCGACCCUAACGAAGGAAAAAUCAACAUUGAAUUCACCCAGUAA
This is a messenger RNA of Neltuma alba, 393 nucleotides long. RefSeq names its product EG45-like domain containing protein. Lineage: Eukaryota; Viridiplantae; Streptophyta; Magnoliopsida; Fabales; Fabaceae. The transcript is spliced from 2 exons. Gene Ontology annotation, biological process: systemic acquired resistance. Bases 1 to 393 code for a protein of 130 amino acids. Gene Ontology annotation, cellular component: cell wall; apoplast. The record is from RefSeq and is a predicted model, not a curated record.